UGUCAUGGCGCCUUGUCCCAGGGCGUUGCGCCUGCGCAGUGGCGGCGGGAGAGUAGGGAAUCUGAGCGUGUUUGUCGGUUUCUCCGCCCACUUCUUCCGACAUGAACGUUGAGAAUUUCGGCGCUAGCGAGAGGCUGGUGAACGCGGCCUACGUGCGGCAGGGGGCGCAGGGCCGGCGCGCGCAUGAGUUGCGCCUGCGGGCGUUGCUGGAGCAGGGGAAGUGUCCUGAAGAUGGAUGGGAUGAAAGUACCAUCGAACUCUUUCUUCAUGAACUUGCCAUUAUGGAUAGCAACAAUUUUCUGGGCAACUGUGGUGUGGGUGAGAGGGAAGGAAGAGUGGCAUCAGGAAUGGUUGCCCGUCGGCAUUACAGGUUAAUCCAUGGAAUUGGAAGGUCAGGGGAUAUUUCUGCUGUCCAGCCUAAAGCUGCAGGUUCUAGCCUUUUGAACAAACUUACUAAUUCAGUAGUUCUGGACAUUAUAAAGCUGGCUGGUGUCCGAACAGUGACCAAUUGUUUUGUGGUUCCUAUGGCAACUGGCAUGAGUCUAACCCUGUGUUUCUUAACACUGCGGCACAAGAGACCAAAGGCAAAGUAUAUUAUUUGGCCACGCAUAGAUCAGAAAUCCUGCUUUAAAUCUAUGAUAACUGCAGGUUUUGAGCCAGUGGUGAUAGAGAAUGUAUUAGAAGGUGAUGAGCUGCGCACAGACAUAAAGGCGGUAGAGGCUAAAAUCCAGGAUCUUGGAGCUGAAAAUGUUCUCUGUGUUCAUUCUACUACAUCUUGCUUUGCUCCAAGGGUACCUGACAGACUGGAAGAACUGGCUGUGAUUUGUUCUAAUUAUGACAUUCCUCAUAUUGUCAACAAUGCAUAUGGAGUUCAGUCUUCAAAAUGUAUGCAUCUCAUCCAGCAGGGUGCUCGAGUAGGUAGAAUAGAUGCUUUCAUCCAGAGCUUGGACAAAAAUUUUAUGGUUCCAGUAGGUGGUGCUAUCAUUGCUGGCUUCAGUGAUUCCUUCAUCCAGGAUAUCAGCAAGAUGUACCCCGGAAGAGCGUCAGCAUCUCCUUCCUUAGAUGUCCUCAUUACCCUACUGUCCCUGGGUGACAGUGGCUACAGACAGCUACUAAAAGAGAGAAAGGAAAUGUUUUCCUACCUUUCAAGUCAGCUGAGGAAGCUAGCAGAAGUCUACAAUGAGAGGCUGUUGAACAUACCACACAAUCCUAUUUCCUUAGCUAUGUCUCUAGAGAAUCUAGAUAAACACAGUGACAUGGCUGUUACUCAGCUUGGAUCUAUGCUUUUCACAAGACAAGUUUCAGGAGCAAGGGUGGUUCCCCUUGGGUCCUUGCAAACAGUGAAUAACUACACUUUCAAAGGCUUUAUGUCACAUACAAAUAACUAUCCCUGUGCUUACCUCAAUGCUGCUUCAGCAAUUGGAAUGAAAAAGCAAGAUGUAGACCUGUUCCUAAAAAGACUGGAUAAGUGUAUGAAGACAUUUAGAAAAGAAAAGAGCAGUAGAAAAGAUGUGCCUGAAAUGGAUAACUGUACUAAACAUACAAGUGUGGGAGAGACUGAAGAUUAGAGGAUUUUGGAACACACAAAGUUUGGUCUGUGUGUUUGUUUUUGGGGGGGGUUGUUUGUUUUUUGGAUUGUGUGACGUUUGUAUCCUGUUUGUAUUGUGGAAUAUGCAAUACAAGGAGUGGAAAUUUAAAUUUAAAAAAAACUUGGAUGAAAUUCAGAUUUUAAAAAAAUUAUUGGGUAACAUUCACCGCUGUGCAGACAGCAAACCACAAGGCUUUUGCACCUCUUAAAAACCCACUCAAGUACUCAAAUAGGGCUUAAAUGGUAUGAAGGCUCUAAUGUGGGUCUUUCUCUAGAAAUGAAUUUGCCCCAUUGUGAUUGGAGUUGGACAAAUAUCUGAAGAACAUUUCAAUGAAUAUUGAUUAAUAUUUUAAACUGGAUUUGCUUUAGCAGUGUUUUGUAUCCCUUCUGAUUUUGUUAUUGGUGUUCAUUUCGCAAACAGUCCUUUUUUGCUCACAAAAAUGUCUCUGGAAUGAGUGUUCAUGCAUGUGUGAGUAUUUGCUCAUGAGUGCAUUCACGGCCAUUUCCUGCUACAUCUCUUUAUGGGCAUGGAUAUUAUUAAAUGAAAUUUUAAAAUAAUGUGAGCAUGAGAUACAAUGGGGAGAAAUGGUUUUUCCAAGUUCCUUUCCCAAUAGUAAUUUGAACAGCUGAAAACAGGAGCCACGUGUUUGAAGUCUGUACAUGUUCUUAUCCAGGGAUCACCAUGGAAAGGCACAGACUCCCUAUGGCAAAGGGAAAUCUACAAGGGAGUGUAACAGAGCAAUUUACAAGGAUUCAGCCAAUCCUCAGCCCCUGGAAAGACUUUCUGGGUUGAACAGUCUCACAGGAAGCAUAUGGGGGUAAACAGCAAGGAAAGAAGGGGGCUGCAGUAGAAAGGCAGUGAAAUGGGAAGAUCUCCCCUUCCUCUUGCGUUUUGAUUUAUGCCUUAAUAAUUGCUCUCCUGAAUAGGAGAAAUCAGCAGACCUGAAGUAAUGGGAGAUUGGUUCUCCUAUGGGUCCUAAGGAGGAACAGCAGAUA
Messenger RNA from Chelonoidis abingdonii (Abingdon island giant tortoise), 2584 nucleotides. It is a transcript of the gene SEPSECS, whose product is annotated as Sep (O-phosphoserine) tRNA:Sec (selenocysteine) tRNA synthase. The record is from RefSeq and is a predicted model, not a curated record. NCBI's taxonomy places the organism in Eukaryota, Metazoa, Chordata, Testudines, Testudinidae. Gene Ontology annotation, biological process: conversion of seryl-tRNAsec to selenocys-tRNAsec; selenocysteine incorporation. Gene Ontology annotation, molecular function: tRNA binding; O-phosphoseryl-tRNA(Sec) selenium transferase activity.